Messenger RNA from Candidula unifasciata, 981 nucleotides. Lineage: Eukaryota; Metazoa; Mollusca; Gastropoda; Stylommatophora; Geomitridae. The record is from the annotation of a GenBank genome assembly.
AUGUUUCCAGACAGUGCAAUUGCAAAGAAAUUUUCUUUGUCUGAGAGAAAAUGUUCCUACCUGGUUUCAUUUGGUCUAGCCCCAUAUUUCACUUCGUUACUGGAAGCUAAAUUGUUCAAGAGAAAUUUUGUCCUCCUGUUUGAUGAAAGUAUGAACAAAUCAUUUCAGCUGAAACAAAUGGAUUUCCAUGUCAGAUUUUGGGAUGCUGAUUUACUGAAUGUUGGCAGCUGUGGGUUACACAAAGUUCAUGAUGCUUGUAAAACAGCCAUGGUUGCAGCAGGCUGGGGAUUGGAGAAAGUGCUUAAAUCCAUGUAUAGAUUACUUGAAGACACUCCAGCCAGGCAUGAGGAUUAUUUCAAAACGUCUCAGUGUACACAAGCACCUUUGAAGUUUUGUGCCCAUAGAUGGCUUGAAAAUUCUAAAGUAGCACAGGGAGCUUUUGACAUAUUGCCGCAUUUUAAGAAGUUCUGUGACUCUGCAGCAAAAAAGGAAAUAACACAGCCACAAACAGAAUCUUUUGAAACUGUUAGAACAGCAGUCAACAACGACAUGUUUUUAUCUUCUAAGUUGGCAUUUUUUGUUUCUUUUAGUAAGCAGCUUGAGCCUUUCCUUCGGAAGUAUCAGACUGAUAAUCCAAUGGUUCCUUUCCUGUUUACAGAUUUACAUAAUCUUACCUUUGCUGUUUUAAGGCGAUUUGUAAAGAAGGAAAUUAUUGCUAAUCUUUCCAGUACAAGUGAUAUUUUGAAUUUUAGUGUGAAUGACCCCCAGAAUCAUGUCACUGGUCAUGCAGUAGAUAUUGGUUUUGUGGCAGAUUCAGUAAUUAAGGAUUUGAAGAGAGAGAGAAAAGUAACUGAUCUUCAAAUUCUGAAUUUCAAGAAUGAUUGUAAAUUAAUAAUGGUAGCAUUUAUGGAGAAAUUUUUGGCCAAAUCUCCACUGCAGUAUUUAUUAGUGAAGAUUUGGCCUGUCUUGAUCCAAGCAUAA